Messenger RNA from Medioppia subpectinata, 1214 nucleotides. The record is from the annotation of a GenBank genome assembly. Lineage: Eukaryota; Metazoa; Arthropoda; Arachnida; Sarcoptiformes; Oppiidae.
UCGCCAACCAUAUCCAGCAGAACCAGAGCCUCGUCUGUUGACAACGACUGUGUCAUCACCACAACAGUCACUGAAGCGUCUGAAGUGAACCAUUUGAACAAAACUAAGAACUUGAGAAUUAGAAAAACUAAAGUGUCGUCAAGUGAACCACCAUUUAGUCCAAACAACAACGGGUCGAGCGAUGAAGACUUGACAGUAAAGGAUAGUUCGGGUGUUCAGUGGCCUAAUAGGUCCCGAUUAAGGACUGCAACGGCUGUGAAGAAUCAAAAGAUUACUAAACAAAAAAAUAUGAGUUUUAUAAAAGAUACAAAUAAUGAUAAAAUUGCAAACCGUUUAGUCGAAAGGCCAAAGAAAGGCCGUGAUAGGGACCAAAGCAAGACAUCGUCUACUCAACGCUCAACCCGUCGUUCGCGGGACCACAACAUUGUGAUGACAACGACUGGCAUUAAUCUGAAUACCAGUGAUUCUUCAUCCGAAUCACUUCACAUGGAAAUCGUUGGCUUAGAUCUGUCUAACGAUUUGCCCAACAAUUAUAGUAACGACGCGUCGACCGCAUCGACCACUUCACCCAUCAUUACGUCUUCAUUAUUAGUCAAAAGAAAGACGAGGAUUGGACUCAAUAACAACAACACCGACCAAUCGGAUAACAACACCACAAAACGGAGAAGAGUUGUUAAAGAGAACCACAGGUAGUGACCAAUUGUGACCAUAGAUGAAGAUGAAGAUGAUAUCAUUCAUACCACCAAUUAAUAACUUAUUGAUAACUAUUACGUCUAAUUGAUUAAUACUGACUGAUAUGUUGGUUGGUUUGACCAAAGGAUCACUUAAUGGUUUGAAAGCCAUCACUGAUUCACUAAAAUAAGUGAUGAUUUAAAUGAGUUAUUGUCUGUAAAUACAACACAUAUUUGACAAGAAAUGAAACUAAUAUUUGGUUAUAUAUUUUAUGCGUGAAUUUAUUUACACUUUAAACUGCUAUAUAUAUAAGAGAGUAAUACUAAACCAGAUAUUAUUGAUUAGUUGAAGCGCUGUAACAAAUGUGCAAUUUUUGGUUAUAAAUCCCUUUAUUUCAAUGAUUGAUAUAUUGUACACAUUUUCUAUACGACAAACAUAUAGACAUCAAUUGCUGUUGCAAUUAGUAUUAAAUGGUUUUAUUAGAUAUUUGUUAUAUUAUUACCUAACCUAUCGAUAAAGGCAUUGGUAUUUAAAUACUGAUC